Molecule: messenger RNA, 646 nt
Organism: Loa loa (African eye worm)
Lineage: Eukaryota; Metazoa; Nematoda; Chromadorea; Rhabditida; Onchocercidae
Exons: 6
Coding region: 1-552 (183 amino acids)
Source: RefSeq, a predicted model, not a curated record
AUGCUUUACAGGAUCUUAUUUUGUGGUUUACAGGAUCUUAUUUUGCCUUUAAUUGAAUGUGCUCAACAAGCUCUGCGUAAAAAAGAUGGAGAACUAACUUUCAAAAAAGCAACAAACUUACUGGAAAUUAUUUUAAAACACAAAAAGAAUGAGCUAAAUGAAAAGAAUGCUAUUAAACUAUUGGAUGAACUUGUCCUGAAAACAUCACAAACCGUAAAUCCUGUUAUGAGGAAUAUUCUUGGCAGCGUUGCAAGUUUUUUGUUCUCAGGCUGUUAUGAUACGAAAGAAAAUACUGUUAUGAAGAAUAUGUACACGAAAGUGAUGGAAUUAUUGGAAAAGUAUAUGAAUGAUAACAAGAACCAAAUAUUAAGCGAAAUUGUCACUGCUCCUUUUAUUAAGUACCCGCAUGCUUUGUUGAGCGAACUUCCACGAAUCAUCGAUUUUGCCUUUGAUGAAAAUAUCCGAACGUUUCAAAGAGUUGAAGCUCUGUCUUGCACAGUGGCCUUUUUGCGAAAAGAUUUGCACAGGCACUACUUGCACAAGACUGCAUAAGAAGACGAAAGAAGACAAAAUAAUCCAGACAAAAGGGAUUUUGAAAUUAAGGAACACAUAUAUGAUAUUACUACUAUUUGUAUCGAAGAUAUAC